Bombus pyrosoma is the source of this 500-nucleotide messenger RNA. RefSeq lists its product as uncharacterized. The transcript has 3 exons. NCBI's taxonomy places the organism in Eukaryota, Metazoa, Arthropoda, Insecta, Hymenoptera, Apidae. The coding region runs from base 17 to 361 and encodes 114 amino acids. The record is from RefSeq and is a predicted model, not a curated record.
GAGAUUGUUUUCUGAAAUGAAGAGACGAGGUGUCAGCAAAAUGGCGAAGAUAAAUGAUUCUGAUGUCGCAGAUCAAAAUGCACAAUCGAAAGUCGGAAAAUUUACAUUUUGGAAUGGAGAUGUUUACGACGGAGAAUAUAAAAUAAAUUAUGAUCGAUUACUUUUGCUUAAGCAAGGAAGAGGAACAUAUACUACUGAUAAUUUUGAUACGUAUCACGGAGAAUGGGACGAUGAUACGUUUUCUAAUGCCGAUAUUCAUAUUAAUCCAUCACGUUUUCCGCUGGAAACCAUUUCUGGAACGAUAUAUUGUCUGAUGAUAGUACCAUGUGUUCUUCCAAAUCUUUCGAUCAAACUGAAUUGAAUUAACCUACUUAAUCGAAGAUAUUUGAUUUCUCAGUCAUCUUUGUACAUCGAAGGAACUGAGUAUCGGCUUAUAGGCGAUUUAAACAGAGGAUUUUGGUUUAAGCUAAACACAGUUUUCUGUUGCUCCUUCAUGAACU